Dichotomopilus funicola is the source of this 852-nucleotide messenger RNA. RefSeq lists its product as uncharacterized. The transcript has a single exon. The record is from RefSeq and is a predicted model, not a curated record. Bases 1 to 852 code for a protein of 283 amino acids. Lineage: Eukaryota; Fungi; Ascomycota; Sordariomycetes; Sordariales; Chaetomiaceae.
AUGGAUCCCAACCGCCGUCGCAACCAGCAAGGCGGCGAAUCCGCCCGCCGCAACGAGCAGGCACCUCCCCCAGCCCGUCGUCAACAGCCCGCACCGGCCCCCAGCAGCGCCAACUCACGCGCUGCCCCCCAGCCCUCCUCCGGUGCCCCUCGCUCUUCCGGCGCUCCGUCUUCCUCAGGCGGUCCUCCCCGCCAACAAGCCGCCCAACAGGAACAAUACGACCCUGACGGCCCCGCCCCUCCCGAGCCGGAGCCCGAUGAGCGCGAUCUCUGGGAGGACGACCAGGACAACCAGCUAGCGGCGCACUGGGAAGAGCACUGGUCGCGUAUCGAGGAGAACCACGUCUACCCCGUGGUGAUCAGCAGCGAGUUCGCCGAGCCGCUCUUCCGCGUGCUCGGCGGGCCCCGACAGUUGACCACGCUGCCACGGAUCCCGCGCCUUGGCGAUGGCCUGGUGGGCCAGCAGCUGGAGGGCCUGCCGAUCCUGAUGGUCGACGGUGAGGAGCUGGAUGAAAUCAAGGACCGGUUCCGCGGGAAGAAGGCAACUGUUAGCAUCAACGGCGAGGCGCGAUCGGCGUUUAACCCCACGCGCAUGCGCAGGUCGGCCGCGGGCGGUGAGGGUGGUGGUAGUUCGAGUGCUGCCGCGCCUACUGAGCUGCCCGUCCGUGGCGGUCCACCACCGCAGGCGGCCCCGGCCCCGGCCCGGAGCCAGGGCGGUGGUGGUGGUGGUAACGGUGGCGGCGGUGGUGCUCCGGCCCCGCGCCGGGAAGAGCCCCGUGAGCGGAGGAGGGAGGAGCCGCGUGAGCGGAGACGGGAGCAGCAGUUGGAUGCCCGGGGGAACCCUAUUCGCUAA